UCCCGGCCCCACUCACGACGGUUCGGACACGGAGCCCCCCGGUCCCGCUGAGGACGGGCCGGGCACGGAGCCGCCCGGCCAUGCUCACAACGGCUCGGGCACGGAGGAAGACACGGAGCUCCGCGGCCCCGCUGAGGACAAGCCGGGCAUGGAGCUCCGCGGCCCCGCUGAGGACCGGCCGGGCACGGAGCCCCACAGCCCGCCGGAGGACGCGGCUGCCCCGCCGGGGCCGGAGCUGUCGCUGGUGCCGCCGGAGCUCCGCGCGCGGCUGCUGGACCGGCGGGACUACCGGGGCCGCGCGCAGGCCGUGGAGCAGCUGCGGCGGGCGGUGGAGGGCUGCAGCCCCGCCGCGCUGGGCGCCGCGCCCGCCGCCGCCCUGCUGGGGCUGAUCGCGCUGCUGGACGCGCUGCUGCACGACCCCAACUUCGCGGUGGCGCGGGGCGCGCUGGAGGUGACCCGGCUGCUGGCGCUGCGCCUCGGCCGCCGCGUCCCCGCCGUGCUGGCCCCGCUGGUGUGCGCGGCCGCCCGGGCGCUCGGCGACGCGCAGCCGGCCAUGCGGCGGGACGGCGCCCGGCUGCUGCUGCGGCUGAUGGCGGCGGCCGGCCCGCGGCCCGUGCUGCGCCUGCUGCUGCAGGAGCGGCUGCUGCGGCACCGCAGCGCCCGGCUCCGCGAGGAGCUGCUCAACGCGUGCAUCGCCGCGCUGCUCGCCUACCCCGCCGCCGAGCUGGACCUGCCCCAGCUGGCGGCCGCCCUGGCGCCGGCGCUGCUGGACGCCAAGCGCAGGGUCCGGCACGCCGCCAUGGAGGCGUUCGCCGCGCUGGCCUCGGCCCUGGGUCCCGGCGACGCGGGCGCGCUGCUCCGCGCCCUGGACGCGGUGGAGCGGCGGGCCGGCGGCGCGGGGGGGGCGCAGGCCGUGCGGGCCCGCCUGGCCAGGAAGGUGCUGCCCCGGCUGGGCGAGCAGGGGCUCGUGGAGUACGGCGUGCCCUUGCCCUCGUCCGGCCGCUGCCGCGGGCCCUGCCCGCCGCCCGGCGCCGACACCGAGUGGCUGCUGAUGGGCAGCGGGAGCCGGAGCGCGCACGGGCUCUGCGCGCACCCCGGCGAUGCCCAGCGGGGAGCGAGCCCCAGGAGGGUCCUGAGCGCCGGCAGAGGCAAAAGCAAGCUGCCCUGGGAGAAGGAGCCGGCUGCGGACGGGGAAGGCGGCUCGGGGGUGAGGAUGCCCGCGGCGAAGGGUGUGGAGCAGCUGGCUGCAGCCAACGAUUCCCUGCACUCCCUGCGGCCCUCGCAGGGGAUCCCAGGCAGUGAUGAGCUGCUUUUCAGCAGGAGCAGAGCUUCCAGGACUUCAUUCCAGCCCUCUGUGGAGCUCACCUCUGAGCACUCUGCCCUCAGUGCUGGUGCUCUGGGCUCUCAUCAGCCCCAGAUUUCAGGGAAAUGUGGCACACUUGGAUACCCACGUGGGAGGAGUGGCAGCGUGGGCUCUGAUUUGCAGUUUUUGGGACUGAAUAACUGGCAGCAGGACAAAGUUUGUUCCAGCCUCAGCUUUUCCAGCAAGACCCAAAGAAGUUUUUGCACUCAGGCAGAGCCCACCAUGUCCUUCCAAGGUCCCAGUGCCAGCCAGGGCACCUUCAUCCUGCCCUCCUUCCCCCUGUCAUCCCCCAGGAACAGCCCCAAGCACCUCUCUGCUCCUGCUGCCUCUGCAGGGAAGUGCCAGGAGGAUCCCAGGAGCCUCUCCAGCUCCUGGCCUCUCAAAAGCUUCCAGGGGCUGCCUAAGCCUGGUUGCCAGAAGCAGCUGCUCAGCCAAAAGCCAGGAGACAACACAGGGGACAGCCCGCUGGAGAAGCAUUCCCUGCAGCUGGAGAAGCCCCCCCUGCAGCUGAGGGCUGCCCUGGGGCUGCGGGGGGCCCGGCCCGUGCCCCCCAUCCCGCGCCUGCCCAGCCCCCGGGAUCCCCCUGGCAGCAGGGAGGGCACGGAGCUGGCAGCAGGGCUGGCAGAGCUGCACCUGGAGCCCGAGGAGGUGGACCAAGAAGAGAUGCAGAAUUCCCUGAGGUCCCUGCGGAGCAGCGCCGCCAAGAAGAGGGCGAAGCUGAGCAGCAGCAUGGCGGAGCUGGAGAGCCCCGACUCCGCCGUGAAACUGGAAUUUCCCGGGGACUGCCCCUCCCUGGGCUCCUCUCCCGGCUCCGGAGAGAGUGGAAUUUCCAGCCAGGAGUCCCUGGGCUCCCCCGUGGCCGCGCUGCCCCCCGGGAGGAGGGUGAUGUCAGACACUUUUCCUGCACUUGGCAGCAAAUCCCAUCCUGCAAAGCCAUCUCCAGCAAGGCCCAGAGACACAGAGGGGGCAGAGCAUCCCCCCAGCACAGGUGUUUUUGGGAGCCCUCCUGCCCCAGCUGCCAGCCAGUCCGUGCCCUGUGUGCCCAAUGGGGAUGCCCAGGGUGCCAGGGAGGGAGCAGAGGCAGCCCCAGGGAGAAGCUUCCAGCAGAACAGCCCUUCCCAUUCCUGUUCCCAUGCAGGGAAGGAAGGAGAGAUAAAAGUGACCUUGUCAAAAUCUGCUCAGGAGAAGCUGAGGAGGAAGAGGAAAGAAGGCAAAGAACACAACCAUAAAGAGCAGCAGGAAGGCAAAGACUUGGAAGGGAAAGAGGAAUUCCCUUGGGAAAGGAUUAGACUGAGUAUGAGUGAGCCAGAGAAACUCACAGCAGAAAGUGAGGAUGAGGGGUUUAGUCUCUGUGGGGAUUUACUGACAUCGCCAAGAAAUGGAUCUUUGUCCUUAGAAAACGUGGCCUUGAACCCUUCCCUGAAAAGAACAUCCAGUUUGAAGAGGUCAAAGUGUUCAUCCUUGCUAGAUUCUGAGGCGCCGGUGACGCAGAGCCCCGAGGUGCUGGACCCGGCCGAGCUGCUGCCCUUCCCCCGGCCCGAGCCCGCCCUGGCAGAGGCGCUGGCACUGCUGGCUGACCACGACUGGGAGAAGAAAAUUGAAGGUCUGAACUUUGUCAGGUGCUUGUCUGCCUACCAUGCCCCUAUUCUGACUGCAAAGCUCCACGAAACAACUCUGGCUGUGGCUCAAGAGGUCAAGAAUUUACGCUCAGGUGUUUCUCGAGCUGCUGUGGUCUGUUUAGGGGAUUUGUUCACCCACCUGAAAAAGAGCAUGGAUCAAGAACUAGAUAAUGCAGUAAAAGUCCUUUUGCACAAAGCUGGGGAAUCCAACACUUUUAUAAGGGAAGAGGUAGACAAGGCACUGAAGGCCAUGGUUAAUAAUGUGACUCCAGCACGUGCACUUUGUUCUCUUAUAAAUGGAGGGCAAAGCCACCUGCACUCGGCCGUGAGGAGAUGCACGGCCCAGCACCUGGGGGACAUCGUGGAGCGCCUGGGCCCCGAGCGCGUCCUGGCCGGCGGCCGGCCCGUGGCCGAGAGGCUGCUGCCUGCCAUCGCCAGGUUUGCACAGGACAGCUCCCAGCAAACACGGUACUAUGGGAGGAGGAUGCUCUUCAGCAUGAUGGCUCAUCCUGACUUGGAUAAAACCCUGGAGAAGUUUGUGCCACCCAAGGAUUUGCCUUACAUUAAGGAAACCGUUGGCAGCCUACGAGAGAAGGGCCUGGGGGAGAUGCCCUUGGAUACACCCUCAGCCAAAGGAAGGCGUUCCCAGACUGGAAAUGUUGGACAUUUGAGGUCAUCCUCUACUUGCAGAGAUGCUGCCAUCAUCCCAGACAGGGACAGCACGGAGAGCCACGAGGCCCCUCGGAGAGCAGCUCCUCGCAGUGCCCUGGAGAGCGAGGAGUACGUCAGGGACGUGGUGGGGCUGCUGAACGCCAAGGAUUUCCGGGAGCGCAUCCGCGGCGUGCGGCGGCUGCUGCUGGACACGGAGAGCAGCCCGGCGCCGGUGCUCGCCAACAUCGUCAGGAUCUUUGAUGCUUUCAAGCCUCGCUUACACGACUCCAACAGCAAAGUGACCCAGGUGGCUUUGGAGGCCAUGCACAAGAUGGUUCCACUGCUCAAAGACAGUUUGUCACCUGUGAUCAACAUGUUAAUUCCUGCCAUAGUGGACAACAACCUCAACUCCAAAAAUCCAGGGAUUUAUGCAGCUGCCACAAAUGUGAUCCAGGCUCUGUGUCGACACUUAGACACCUCCCUGCUCCUGCAGCCAUUCUGCACAAAAGCCCAGUUCCUGAGUGGAAAAGCAAAGCAGGACCUGACAGAAAAGCUGGCUGGUGAAGCUCCAGCGCCGCCGGGACGGGGCGGGAACGGCCCCCGAGCUGGGCACGGUGCCUGAGGGAGCCGGGAGAGCCCCGGAGCCGGGCUGGGCUGGACUGCACCGGGAGAGACGCCGGAGCCAGGCUGGGAGAGCCUGGGGAGCUGAACUGGGCUCUGCUGGGCCGGCCUGAGGGUCUGAACCGGGCUGUGCUGGGCCGUGCUGGGAGAGCUGUGCUGGGCAGUGUGGGGCUGGCUCCCCUCGCUGUCACCAGCAUGGCCGUGGAGGAGCCGCUCCAGCCCAUCUGUGCUUCCCUGCAGAGGCUCCAGCCCGGGACCUGGCCCUGGAUUGCCCGUGAAGAGCGCACGGUCACAUCAGCACUGCGCUUUACAUGGAGAAGUGGAAGAGAGUCCUGGACACAGUGAUGCAGUGCUGCUUGUGAAAAACAUGUAUUUUUGUACCCCCAGAGGCAGUGGUGCAGUAUUUGUUGUCUCAGGGCUGGGCAGUGGGGAGAAUGAACCCUGACCCUUCUCCAGCUGCAGGCUCUGGACACACUGGACAUGGGACACAAUGGGAUAUAUAAAUAAAGGGAUUUAUUUCUGUA
Molecule: messenger RNA, 4778 nt
Organism: Onychostruthus taczanowskii (white-rumped snowfinch)
Lineage: Eukaryota; Metazoa; Chordata; Aves; Passeriformes; Passeridae
Gene: TOGARAM1
Product: TOG array regulator of axonemal microtubules 1
Exons: 20
Coding region: 149-4255 (1368 amino acids)
Biological process (GO): microtubule cytoskeleton organization
Cellular component (GO): cilium; cytoplasmic microtubule
Molecular function (GO): microtubule binding
Source: RefSeq, a predicted model, not a curated record